GCUCGGGCAGACGGCGAAGAGCCGCUAUCGCUGCUGGCUGUAACGCUCCUCCGGUCCGGCAUCAGACUCCUCUAUCCGUCCGUGCGGCGCUGCACCUGCGAGCAGAGCUGCCAUUGAGUACCAUGGCAAGACAAGAAGGACGCAAAAACAUUUAAACAGGCGCCUCUCCUCCAAAGGACAAGACGGGAGGCAGAAUGAGUGAAGAGGUGCCAGUUUCUCCCAGCUGGCUGGCUCAAGAGCCCACCUGGGGCAGCAGCGGUGCAGGAAGCAUAGAAAACAUCACCGUCAGAACAUACCCACCUGCGGUUGUCUUGCCGGCGAGGCCGCCUGCUGAGCUGCUGGUAAACCCAUGGGAUAUUGUGCUGUGUUCAUCCGGCACCCUUAUAGCCUGCGAGAAUGCCCUGGUGGUUUUGGUCAUCUGGCAGAACCCAGCACUGCGUGCCCCAAUGUUUCUGCUGAUCGGCAGCCUAGCUCUAGCCGACUUAUUGGCUGGUUUAGGGUUAGUCCUGCACUUUACCUUCGCUUAUUUGCUAAGAUCUGACUCAGCACAGCUGCUGACUGUAGGUCUGGUGGUGGCAUCCUUCUCAGCAUCUGUAUUUAGCCUGUUAGCUAUUACCAUCGACCGCUACCUGUCCCUAUACUACGCCCUCACCUACAACUCAGAGCGAACGGCCGCGUUCACAUACACCAUGCUGGUGCUUCUAUGGGGAGUUUCAUUAUUUUUGGGUUUGCUGCCGGUUACUGGUGUGAACUGCUUGGGCCAGGAGGAGAACUGCAGUGUGGUUUGGCCCCUAACAAGAAACAACGUAGCCGUUCUGUCCAUCUCCUUCCUUCUACUGUUCGGCCUCAUGCUUCAGCUCUACGUGCAUAUUUGUAAAAUCGUCAUGCGUCACGCGCACCAAAUUGCCCUGCAACACCACUUUUUAGCUGCAAGUCCUCACUACGUCACGACGCGGAAAGGCGUAUCCACCCUGGCGAUCAUUCUGGGCACAUUCGCAGCUUGCUGGAUGCCAUUUACGGUUUACUCGCUCAUAGCCGAUUAUACGUACCCGCCCCUUUACACGUAUGCCACCCUGGUUCCCGCCACCUACAACUCGGUGAUCAACCCCGUAAUUUACGCCUUCCGCAAUCAAGAGAUUCAGAAAGCGUUGUGGCUGGUGUGCUGCGGAUGUAUCCCUGCCAGCUUGGCCCAGCGGGCACGGACCCCCAGUGAUGUCUGAUGUGCCUAGGGAAUUACACAGACCAGAGAUUCCCCCAAUAACCCCGGGACGAAAAGGGGUGUGCGCAUCACCCAUUUAUGUCUUCCCCUAAUUGUUAUGUGACAACCACUGCCACAAAACCGUCGUCUGAUCCCAAUCCGACCAGCUGCCACAUCCUUUCCAAGAAAAAAAGGGGCAGAAACGGAUGCUGUGUGGCAGUCAGCUGUAAAUAUCUU
Carassius carassius (crucian carp) is the source of this 1435-nucleotide messenger RNA. RefSeq names its product G protein-coupled receptor 12 (gene gpr12). The record is from RefSeq and is a predicted model, not a curated record. Bases 195 to 1220 code for a protein of 341 amino acids. NCBI's taxonomy places the organism in Eukaryota, Metazoa, Chordata, Actinopteri, Cypriniformes, Cyprinidae. Gene Ontology annotation, cellular component: membrane. Gene Ontology annotation, molecular function: G protein-coupled receptor activity. Gene Ontology annotation, biological process: G protein-coupled receptor signaling pathway. The transcript is spliced from 2 exons.